UCACCAGAGAAAAUAAUCUGUGCCGGUCGCCAAUGAAAAUCCUUGUUAGUGGGACGCUAGUCGAGCAAUGCGGAAUUGCUAAACUAGCGAAAACCAUGUCCUUGCAUGCUAAACGUUUGUUUUUUCGAGUUUAAAACGCCUUUAUAACAUUUCCAGAUCCAGUAUGCCUCUCUUUAAAUACGCUCCUAAAAUGUGGGAUGCCCUCAAACUGAAAGAAGGCAUCUACUCCCGCCUCCCCAAGCAUUACCUGAAGUCUCUGGAGGAGAAGGAGCCCACGGCAGUCCACUGGAGGCCCCUGGGGGUCCAGUACCGGCGCAACCCCAAAACGGGCCAGAAGGAACGAGUGCAGGAUGUCCCGAUCCCCAUCUACUACCCUCCCGAGUCCCAGAACGGCCUUUGGGGGGGCGAGGGUUGGGUGUCGGGCUACAGAUACGCUAACAACGAUAAAAUGUCCCCACGUCUGCUGAAGACGUGGAAACCGCAGCUGUUCAAGAGGGAACUUUACAGCGAGAUCCUGGACCACAAGUUCACCAUCAUGGUCACGGCUCGCACCCUGGAUCUCAUCGACGCUGCCUUCGGUUUUGACUUCUACAUCCUCAAAACACCUAAAGAAGAUCUGAAUUCCAAACUGGGCAUGGACCUGAAGCGGGCCAUGUUACUGCGCCUGGCUCGCAGAGACACUCAGCUGUAUCCGGAGGACCCCGUGAAGAGGGACGCGGUGUACAGCAAAUACAAGCGAUUUGAGAUCCCCGAAGAUGAGGCCGAGUGGGUGGGUCUCACCCUGGAAGAGGCCGUGGAGAAGCAGAGGCAGCUGGAGCACAAGGAGCCCGAGCCGCUGUUCAAGGUGUGUGCGGAAAAGCUGAUAGAGGAGCUGCACAUCCAGAAGUUGUCUGAGCCUCAUGUCACAGAGAGCAAAUGAAGAAGUGCAAGAAAAGCCCGGCGAGCCUCCGCUUGGAAAAAGUCGCACCUGCGUGCGACACGCAGGAAACGCCAGCCGCCACUUCUUGAUCUCACUUCCUCCUCCUGCCUUUGCCAGAAGAGCAUCCAACACUGAUGUAAAUACAACAGCGAGUCAUUUGUCAUCUUGUAUAAGUUUUUUUUUUUUUUUCUUUUUAAGGAUGGGGGGGGGGAUCACCUUCCUGAACAGGAAGUGAAAUAAGGUACAAAUGAAAUUAUCGGUUUAAAAAAGCAGAACAAAUGAAAGCAGUUUUAAGCACAAAGAAAACGAACUUGUCACUUAGCCGAGAGCCACAAUUUCAGCUCUUUCAUUUUUCUGGAGCUUUGGGCUGUCCUGCCUGCUGAAUACAAAAAGUCUACACACCCAUGCUCAAAUGCCACCUUUUUGUGAUAUAACAAAAUGAGGCCAAGAUAAAUCAUUUCAAAACUUUUUUUUUUUUUUCAAUGCUGUAAAUGUGACUUAUUUUACAACUUGGUUAGAGCAAGUCAAAAUGUUUUGCCCUCGUGGGCACCUCUUGUGACCGAGGAUGUGGCUGUGUUCAUGACUAACCAAUCCCAUUCAAGCUCGUGUUAAAUGGGAGUCACCACACACCAGCCACGAUUUAAAAUGUCUCUUAUGAACUUUCAAAUCUAGGUGAAAACGUUUCCUUACAUUUCCUUUUGUGCUGCGAGCACUGAUUGCUAUUUUAUUUAUUUUUCAAAGUUAACCACCACCCAAGCCACAAAUCGGAACGGAGCAUAAGUGCCGUGCUUCAACGCAGCUUUGGAGUUCUUUUUGGGGGUCUUGUAUUUGAAACUAAACUUCCUGGUGUUCAUCUGCUUUCUCUUUCACGGUUGCCUUGCAUCGCGCUUCCUGUAAUCGAAUAUUAUAAUGUGACGGGGAGUCCCGAGCUCAGUGUGGGGACUCCCGUGGGUGUUGGAAACCCAGAGAGUGGAAAAUGUGACCGCUAUAAAUAAACACACUGUAGUACA
Molecule: messenger RNA, 1929 nt
Organism: Syngnathoides biaculeatus (alligator pipefish)
Lineage: Eukaryota; Metazoa; Chordata; Actinopteri; Syngnathiformes; Syngnathidae
Gene: mrpl28
Product: mitochondrial ribosomal protein L28
Exons: 6
Coding region: 164-919 (251 amino acids)
Cellular component (GO): mitochondrial large ribosomal subunit
Molecular function (GO): structural constituent of ribosome
Source: RefSeq, a predicted model, not a curated record